AUGGGAGAGAAAAAAGUUUUUGGUAUUUUGAUGUUUGUUAUGGUGUAUGGUUUGGCAGUAACAAGAUUGAGUUAUGGUCAAAUUCCUGCAACAUGCAAUGGGGAUGAAAAGCUAUUGAGCUAUUGUGGAUUGUAUUUGAUAAAUAAUGUAGCUAAUCCAUCUUCUGAUUGUUGCAAUGGAGCAUCAGAUGCAUUCAAAAGAGCCAUGGCUGUUCCUAAUGGACAAGGUAUAAGAGAUAUUUGUAACUGUCUUAGGGUUGCAGGAUCAAAUCUCCACUUUCAUCCAGAUAAACUUGUAAGCCUUCCUACUGCAUGUCACAUUCAACUUUCAUUUAGUAUGGAGUUAUGUGUAUCUGGUCCCUGA
Messenger RNA from Vigna unguiculata (cowpea), 363 nucleotides. The record is from RefSeq and is a predicted model, not a curated record. NCBI's taxonomy places the organism in Eukaryota, Viridiplantae, Streptophyta, Magnoliopsida, Fabales, Fabaceae.